This is a messenger RNA of Lineus longissimus, 2290 nucleotides long. RefSeq names its product retinoid-inducible serine carboxypeptidase-like. The record is from RefSeq and is a predicted model, not a curated record. Gene Ontology annotation, biological process: proteolysis. Gene Ontology annotation, molecular function: serine-type carboxypeptidase activity. The transcript is spliced from 10 exons. Lineage: Eukaryota; Metazoa; Nemertea; Pilidiophora; Heteronemertea; Lineidae. Bases 18 to 1412 code for a protein of 464 amino acids.
UACGCACAACAUGCACAAUGGCAGACGAUCCAAAUUUCAUUUUUGUUUUCUUUACAGUCUCGUGCUGUAUUUGGCUGCAAUGCAUUCCGGUUUCCUGCCAAGAAAGCGCAAAGUAUGGCUUUGACAAAACAGUCUAUGCAGCGACUGAACCAAAACAGGCCUGGAACUAUACAACAAUCCGUCCUCAUGCUCACAUGUUCUGGUGGCUGUACUACACGACUGCUACUGAGGGUUACUUGAAUAAACCAUUGGUCCUGUGGCUACAGGGAGGGCCAGGUGCUUCGUCUACUGGAUUUGGUAAUUUCCAGGAAAUUGGGCCACUUGAUGUUGAUUUGAACCACAGGACAACAAGCUGGAUUUCCAAGGCAAGCUUGUUAUUUGUUGACAAUCCGGUUGGAACCGGGUUCAGUUAUGUGGAUGAGGACUCAGCAUACACCACCAAUGUUAGUAUGAUCGCUGAUGAUCUUGUGCUACUCAUGAGGCAGUUGAUGACGGUGGAUAUACCUCACUUUCAGACCAUUCCAUUUUACAUCUUUUCUGAGUCAUAUGGAGGAAAAAUGACAGCAGCUUUUAGCAAGGCUUUGCAUCAUGCUGUGUGGGCGACUGGGCUUCCAUGCAACUUCAAGGGUCUCGUUAUGGGUGAUUCCUGGAUCUUGCCAAUAUAUUAUGUCAUGACAUGGGCUCCAUAUCUUUAUUCAACAUCCAUUGUUGAUCGAAGAGGAUUUGAAAACAUUUUAAAGGUCGCCAAGGAUGCACAAGAUGCUGUUGAGAAGGGGGAGUUUGCUCGAGCAACUCAGCUGUGGAGCGAGACUGAAAAUGUUGUGGAGGCGAACGGAAAUGGAGUUAAUUUUUAUAACAUCUUGAAAUGGAACUCUGACUCUGUGCGGCAAAUUACUGUUGAAGAGAAAAAGGUCUUCCAGAAUAAACCUUACUUAGCGUCUUUAUAUGGUCAUCAUGUUCUUCCUAUGGCAGAAGAUAAACUCUCCAAGUUGAUGAAUGGCUUUGUUAGAGAAAAACUUCGCAUCAUUCCAAGAAGGGUGAAAUGGGGAGGUCAGUCGGGCGAAGUGUUUUCCAAACAGUCGGGAGACUUCAUGAAAAGUGUGGUUGAUAUUGUUGACUUCUUGCUGGACAUGACUAACCUGAAUGUUGUAGUUUACAACGGCCAGCUUGAUCUCAUCUGCAAUACUCUAGGAACAGAGAACUGGGUACAGACAUUGAAGUGGCCUCAUCUGCAAGACUUCUUCAAUUCGACGAGGAUUCCCAUCAUGGACAAAGCAACUGGGGAGACGCAGGCUUUCGUCAAACGUUUCAAGAACUUCUCGUUCUAUUGGAUUCUGAAAGCUGGUCACAUGGUGCCUGCAGAUGCUGGGGAGACAGCCCUCAAAGUGCUGGAUAUGAUCAUAAAAUAUUAGGUGUAACCUAAAUAAUUUGCAAAGCCCAGUAUUUUCUCAUGUCUGGUUGUUUGCUAAAACAUGAUUACCAGAUUUUGUUCCAAUUACUUACUCCUAAAUGUGCAAUUCGAUCAAAAACAUUUCGACACUGCAUUUUUAAGGGCUGCUUUAUACAAAAUAUUUGUAUUAACUCAUGAAAAUAAUUGGCUUACAACAGUGCCAUGAGUUUGAUAUGUGCUCUUUUCCUCUUUUAUAAAGGAGUUGUAAAGGUGCUUCUUAUUUAUUCAUAACAAAAAGUAACGCAAUGGACAUGACCUGUUUCAUAAAUUCUCUCACUAAAUAUGAUAGACAUGUAAUGUCAGCAGUGAUAACAUUUUUCUGUAGUAGGUAUAGUAUGUAGAUUCAUUUAUCAAUAGCUUUCGAAAAAUGAGUAGGUUUAUUAUAUGCAUUAAUCAUGUGUGUGUCGAUAUUAUUGGACACUUCAAACUCUACAUGUAGGUUUGGUUUGUGGGCAUUUCUCUAUAUUCAGUUUUGUGGAUUCUGGUGUCCUGUAGAACUGUACAAACUUACAUAACCCUCUAUUUCAAAUGCCCAGAAAUCUAUCCAUCAUCUCCUGAAGUGUGAACAUUUGGCGGUUUACAGUAUUGCAGAAGGGCUGUCCUCCCCAAUCAGGUUGAGUUUAUUUCCGUUUUACGGGAAAACAUAGAUCACUUUUUACAGCUGUGAUGAAGUCUUUUUACUCCGCACAAGACAGCUUACUUUUCAUGAAUGUUGGUUAGAAUACAUGAUGUAUGGUUUUUUUCGAUGUCGUAGAAAUUACAAAAGCAUCUCUUCUUUGUAAAGUCUAUAUAUAUAUAUGCACUUGUAUGUAAGUAAAAUAUAUUGAUAGCUUAUAAUUA